AUGGCCAGGGGCAAUGCCACUGUCCCUGCUAUGGAGAUGACCAAGUGGUUCGACACCAACUACCAUUUUAUUGUCCCUAAAUUGGGCCCUAACACCAAGUUCUCCUACACUUCUCACAAGGCUGCUAACGAAUACAAGGUGGCUAAGGCGACUAACUCUUAA
This is a messenger RNA of Miscanthus lutarioriparius, 162 nucleotides long. NCBI's taxonomy places the organism in Eukaryota, Viridiplantae, Streptophyta, Magnoliopsida, Poales, Poaceae. The record is from the annotation of a GenBank genome assembly.